Mus caroli (Ryukyu mouse) is the source of this 617-nucleotide messenger RNA. Its product is annotated as serum amyloid A-2 protein. Lineage: Eukaryota; Metazoa; Chordata; Mammalia; Rodentia; Muridae. The record is from RefSeq and is a predicted model, not a curated record. Gene Ontology annotation, cellular component: extracellular region.
CACCCACAGACCACCAGAUCUGCCCAGCAGACACCAGCAGGAUGAAGCUACUCACCAGCCUGCUCUUCUGCUCCCUGCUCCUGGGAGUCUGCCAUGGAGGGGUUUUUUCAUUUAUUAGAGAGGCUUUCCAAGGGGCUGGGGACAUGUGGCGAGCCUACACUGACAUGAAGGAAGCUGGCUGGAAAGAUGGAGACAAAUACUUCCAUGCUCGGGGGAACUAUGAUGCUGCCCAAAGAGGUCCCGGGGGAGUCUGGGCUGCUGAGAAAAUCAGUGAUGCAAGAGAGGGCUUUCAGGAAUUCUUUGGCAGAGGACACGAGGACACCAUGGCUGACCAGGAAGCCAACAGACAUGGCCGCAGUGGCAAGGACCCCAAUUACUACAGACCCCCUGGCCUGCCUGACAAAUACUGAGUGUCCUCCUACUAGCUCAGGAGGCAGUGCUGGGGGCCUGAGGGUGGGGUCUAGGCUUCUUCCUACCUAGGAACACUGAAGAUGCUCUCUGGGAAAACAUAGUAUACCUCUCAUGUGUGUAUCCCACAGGGGUUUCAGAAGUGUGUUACUCUCGCAGUAGUAACUGCUUGAUGGGGAGAGGGCAAUAAACAGAAACUUGGAAGUGGA